Molecule: messenger RNA, 1786 nt
Organism: Procambarus clarkii (red swamp crayfish)
Lineage: Eukaryota; Metazoa; Arthropoda; Malacostraca; Decapoda; Cambaridae
Product: HIG1 domain family member 1A, mitochondrial
Biological process (GO): mitochondrial respirasome assembly
Cellular component (GO): mitochondrion
Source: RefSeq, a predicted model, not a curated record
AUAUAUUUAUUGUGUGGGGCGGUAUAUAAACAGUGGAGUGUUGCAUCACCGGCCAGUACCGCCUCAGCUCCCGACGAGUACACUAUCGCUAGUUUCUCUCUCUACAUCUCUACGCCCAAUUUUUGAGCUGAUGGCUGGAGAGAACAGAGGAGCAAGUGACAUGUCACACUAUGGCGAGUCUCACAGUGAACGUCUGGCCAGGAAAGCUCGUGAUGCUCCGUUCAUGGUAGCUGGGCUGGCUGGACUGGUUGGAUUAGUAGGCUAUGGCAUCUAUGGCUUUAGGAAUAAGCAAAUAAAGACCUCUCUCUACCUUAUUCAACUGCGUGUGGCUGCCCAAGGCUUUGUUGUGGUGUGCCUUACUGCAGGUGUUGGUUAUAACCUGUACAACAGAUUUGUUGCCCCCAAAUUUUCUUCUGGGAGUAUAGAAGAUAAAAAGGAAUAGGUAUUGUUUAUGGAGCAAGAACUGUCUGUCUGCAUGUAAAGAAAAAAUAUUUGGGGUAAUUUUACCUAAUUUUUUCUAAUGUAAUACUAUACUUAAAAUGAUUUAAAGAAUAAAUCAGGGUAGGAAAUGAAAGUUCAGCAAGCCGUAAAAUGGACUACGCCCAGUAGUAGAUUGUAUUGGAUUGCUCUUUUCUAUUGGAAGCUUCUACUCCUUGAUUAAUAUAUUUAGUGAAAAUGUAACUUGGCUAUGUAUAUUGUUAUUAAUGUCUUCAUAAUCACUACUUAAAUAUACUAAUUAAUCUGAAAAUAUUUGUAUAGAUUUACAAGCAUGUAAACACAGCUGGACAUUUUAACUCUUACCAUUUGUGAUUGGUUAUAUCCACUGUAAAAAGCUCUAAGAACUUGAUUAUUAAUGUCAUGGUGAAUGCCCUGCCAGUAAUUACUAGGACAGCAUCUUGGGAAUGUGAUGGUAUGAAUGGACACUCUUAAAAUAUCACUUGGCAAGUAAACAUUUACUUUGUUACUCCUGGAAGAACCUAUAAAAAAAGUUAGUGUUAACAUAUAAAAUAAAACAUUUAAUAUUCAAAGAGGGAUUAAAUGCCAAGUAAAAUUGAUUGACCAAAAAAACUGCUGUAUUAAUAAUGUGUUGAAUAUUGCUAUGCAAGGAACCAAUAAUUGUAGACCUGUUAUAUAAUGUGUUACUUUUGGCUUCAAACCAUGGCUACAGUGUCGCAAUAAUUUUCUAAACUGUGUGGUCAUAUUUAGAAAACAUUUAUUACUGCUUUCAAAUACCAUUAUGAAUUUUCUCCCCAAAAUUGUCUUGGGUAUGUAGUAACCGGUGUAGUAAGCAUGAAGUGUGUGUAGAGUGAAAGUUCGUAAGCUUUGAUAGUUCAACAACUGUAGUUUAUAGUUACUGUAGUUGUUACAUUGUUGCUAAUAAUUAUCAGGUUUAAGUUAAUGAUUCCUCUUAUCAUAAAUGGCUCAUAUGUUGCUUGAAUUUAAUUUGUUCCCAUUAGUUUGUUAAAAAGGUAAAUGCAGUGCCAUGGCUUGCAAGGUAACAUGCCUGCAAUUAUUUAAUCUAAACCAACGUAAAAGCUGGCUCCAUAUGUUGGUCAUUAAUACAAAAAAAAAAGUGUUGCGAAGUUUCAGGUUUAAAGAAUGAUGCUAGGCCAAAAUGCACUUGGAAGUAAGAUUAUUGGAAAUAUUAAUCUUAAAAUCAGAUUGGCAUGUACAUAUGUAAAAUAUGCAACAUUUGUGAUAGUUGGAUUACGCACAUACUAUUUUUUUUGAAGACUGUUGUGAGAAGAUUAUAAAGAGCUUUAAUAAUAGUAAAAGAAUGAUCAUG